GGUGAACUUCUCCGCCAUCUUGCGCAUCUUCACUGCCGUCCGUUUGAAGUUUUCCCCACCGAAGCGACCCAAAAUGGCGUACAAAGGACAGAAAGUGCAGAAAGUCAUGGUACAACCUAUUAACUUGAUAUUUAGGUAUUUGCAAAAUAGAUCAAGAAUUCAGAUUUGGCUGUAUGAGCAAGUGAACAUGAGGAUUGAGGGCCAUAUUAUUGGUUUUGAUGAGUAUAUGAAUCUUGUUUUGGAUGAUGCAGAAGAAGUACAUCUCAAAACCAAGAAAAGGAGACCUCUUGGAAGGAUAUUGUUGAAAGGAGACAAUAUUACGCUCCUCAUGAAUACAGAACCCAGCUGAUUAAUGCAUCAUCCAUGCAUGUAUUGAGCUGAAGAUCAAGAGAAAUGCUUUUUGGAACAGAUUUGAUAUUUCUUUUAGCCGUGAAACCUAGUAACACUACUGAAAGGGCUUGUAACCUUUGUUUAGAACUUUAAAUGUAACUUUUGUACGUACAAGGCGUGACAUUUGUAUUUGUUUGAUUAUGAGUAACUGUAGCUAUGAAGUUCUGCGCAAUCGACCACUCACACCCAAAAUGUAGAAGUCUCUCGACAUUUGUUUUCAUGCCAGUGCAAUGUAAGGAUGUCUUUUUUCCAUGCCAUAUAUCUCAACCUGCUUCAGUCUCAUUUGUAAAGUUCAUCGUUUUACUUACGCUCAGAAAAAACAAUUUGUAUAUGAAGUUUUCUUCAUUUUAACGCACCGGAUGCCAAACAACAGUAAUUGUUCGAUAGCUGAAAGCUCUUAACUGUGACAUCUGACGUCUACAUAUAAAGGGAAGUGAGAUA
Pocillopora damicornis (cauliflower coral) is the source of this 831-nucleotide messenger RNA. RefSeq names its product small nuclear ribonucleoprotein E. Gene Ontology annotation, cellular component: spliceosomal complex. Gene Ontology annotation, molecular function: RNA binding. NCBI's taxonomy places the organism in Eukaryota, Metazoa, Cnidaria, Anthozoa, Scleractinia, Pocilloporidae. The record is from RefSeq and is a predicted model, not a curated record. Gene Ontology annotation, biological process: mRNA splicing, via spliceosome.